UUUGCCACAAUAAUGCCACUCAGUUCCCGAGUGACGGUGUCCUUGCCGGUACCAAGGCAGGCCUCCAGCUACGACCCUGUGGGGUUAAACAGAGGAUCAGACGGACAAGCAGUUAAAAAAUACUGGCAGCGUCUGAAGAAAAACAGAAAUAUAAAGACGAAAAAAGACUUCAAACAACAGGAUUUAAGACGUGCAUCAAGUCCUCCGUUUGCUACAGACAGAAACAAAGAGACGGAAUGCGCUGUCGCUGAAAGAUUGCUUACUAAUCCUUUAUCUUCGCCGAGUGGCCUCUUCUCUAACACAGCUGAGAGAGAACUUCGUCAGAAGAGAGGAAGCUUCGAUGUUUAUCCAGAAUUUAGAUCGGAGCUCGCUACUCAAAACAGGAGUUCAAACAACUGAGUUUAAUUUGUCAGCUGGGAAGAUAAUACAAUACCUUCAUCUGUAUGGUGCCUAACUCCCAAGAUCUUUAUUGGUUAUUGCCAUUUGUUUAGCUAAUAAUAGGCCUAUAAGCAAAUACUUUGAGAAAACUAUUCAAAUUGCAAGUCAAGUCGAUUUACCCAGGAAACUUGGUUAGUCACGGAUUUUGUUGAAUGUGAUAAUGAAAUAGAAUUAUUUCCAACAGUGACACGAAUCUCUUUGAUUAUGCAUUAACAUGACUACCGAUGUCGUCUUUUCCUUUUUUUCUUAAUGUAUUUUCAUUAUAUGUAUGUUGACUUGUAAACCCGGCCUGCAACUGCACUGGAAAGAUUAUGAUAAGUAAAAGCGGUGCGGUGAAACUCUACUGUCUGCCCCUUGCUAAAUAUGCUUCAAUUGAUAACUGUGUUAUCAUGUUAUUUUAGGUCUAAACGUUCAACUAGUCACAAGUUAUCAUUUUUGAUAAGUCUUUUGUUUGCAGUAAAUAGAGUAAAACAACAUACAUUGGCACAAUUUUUGGAUUUUGAUUUAUUUAUUUUACAUGUUAGGCCAGACAAAAUGGAUAUGUUGGAUAACGAGGCGAUUCUCCGUAAACAGGAUCGUUAAACAAA
Lingula anatina is the source of this 1025-nucleotide messenger RNA. RefSeq lists its product as uncharacterized. NCBI's taxonomy places the organism in Eukaryota, Metazoa, Brachiopoda, Lingulata, Lingulida, Lingulidae. The record is from RefSeq and is a predicted model, not a curated record.